CUUGUCCUUCGCCGGUGUUGUCUCCUACGUGAAUUGUACCCCCUUGUCUGGGACUUGAGGGUCUCAACUGUACCGAUCUGUGUCACCUUUUUUCUUCCUAUCUUCCACUGAGGGGAGUUGACCACGAUUUUCGCGCGCACUUGGGAGCUCUUCAAUCGGAGUCCUCCAACUCCAGCGCCCCUCCUUUUCGGCUUCAACGCAACGUUUUUCCUCUACUCAUGCUCCCAAGCGACUCUCGUUAGGCGAUCACCCGCGUUCUCUCUCGAACGAGUACGACCGAUAUAAAAUGGCUUUCAACUUUGGAGCAUCGAACCCCGCCGGGGGUAGUGCUCCCCCCGAGCUGGGGCCCGAGCUUCCCGAGGGUACUGCUGAGGACAUCGGCUUCAAAGGCGUUGAGGGCGAUUCCAACGUCCGAAUCCUCCCCACACCAUGGCCGGAAAACGCUCUCCCAGCCCCGACAUGUUCGCUUCUGGCCGUUGCGCCAACCAAAGGCAUAAUUGUUGCUGCUGGACCCAACGUCCUCUCCGUCGCAUCUUCUGACGCCGUAAGAGCCGCUAUAUGCGCAACCACCGAGGGCAAGGUCAAAACCAAGCCUUUCCAGCCGCAAGCGACCAUCCCCCUUCCUGCACGUCCCACACAUGUCACCUUUGCCUCAAACGAUACCGCCCUUCUGCUGGCCACGGAGAAUGGCGCACAACUGUCAGUGUUUGACACCUCGAGCUUAACGUCGGGGAAUGCACAGCCAGCAUUGUCGAUUCCUACCAAUGGAACCACGUUUCGCACCAUUGCGGCCAAUCCGGCGCCGGAACUCUCGUCCCUUGUUGCGCUGGUGACGACAGGCGGUGAUCUUCUGGUAGCAGAUUUGAAAGCGGGCAACUUGGUCUCGGGCCCGAACGGUCAAGUGCUGAAGAGCGGAGUCAGCUCGGUCUGUUGGAGCAACAAGGGUAAACAGCUUGUGGCCGGGCUGGCAGAUUGCACGGGCUUUCAGAUGACCCCGGAUGGCACGCAAAAGGAUGUGAUCCCGCGCCCUCCUGAUCUUGAGGGUGACUGUCACGUUUCCUCCAUUGCUUGGUUGGAGAACGAUGUCUUCCUUGUGGUAUACACGCCAAACGCAUUAGAGGAUGACAUGGGCCAGAACCCCCCUUCGUCCUAUUAUAUCAUCACACGUCGGAAACAAGCGCCUUUCUUGAUUCAAAAGUUGCCUGAAUUGUGCAUGCCCUUUGGGGUCAAACGCACCCCAGCCUUUCAGUUCAUUGCGCGCUUGCGUGACUACAAGCCUCACUUGAAGGAUGUCCUCAUUGUGUCUUCAACGGCAUCCACCGAUGUGGGCCUAAUCACCAGGGCAGACCAGCCAUUGGUAAAGAUGGACAUGGACACUACUGGACUCUUUGUCACGACUGAAGUGUCAGAUGAUACAAAAAGAGCGAAUGUGCCACUAAAGGAAUCUACCGAUGAAACUUCAGUUAUCGGUUUGGGUAUCGAUCUCUCUAGCAAGGAAGUUGUCGUUGCUCCGAUUGCAGGCGAAGACAUCGCUGAGAGCUCCACUCCGUUGCCGAAUGUGUUGCUACUCAACAAUGAGGGUAUUCUUUGCUCUUGGUGGUUCUUGUAUUCGGACGCAAUUCGACAGAAGGUCCUUUACCAGGGUAUGGCGGAUCAGACGCAGGCGCCAGCUCAGCCAACGCCGCAAGCUUCUCAGCCUCAAGCUUCACCUUUUGGACAAUCAGGUUUUGGUGGCUCACCGGCUCUAGGAUCAUCUGCGUUUGGCAGUUCUGCUGCCCCGGGUUUUGGGAGUCCAUCUGCUCAAGCCACCCCUCAACAGUCCUCUUUCGGUGCGCCAUCAUUCGCAUCACCGUCGCAGCCCGGGCCUUCCUUUGGCACGAAUAGCCUGCUCGGAGGUAAUAAGUCUCAGGGUGGUCUCGCCGCAUUGGCAAAGAACGAGCCUGGGUUUGGACAAUCCGGCUUUGCCUCGCUGGGAGGAGGGUCUGGAUCCUUUGGGCAACCAUCUACGCCUGGAAAGGGACUCAGCUCGCUAGGAUUUGCACAAUCAGGUUCUAGCUCCGGAGGUGGCUUCGGAGCGUUUGCCAACAAAGGUGGCACAGGUGGAUUCAGUGCUUUCGCGUCGGCAAAGCCAGCAGGCGGAUCGCCAUUUGCGCAAACCUCCACUACGCAAACGUCCACUGUAAGUCCAUUCGCCAAGAUGUCCGGCACAUCGACCUUUGGCCCAUCGACGUUUGGCACACAACUUGGCGCGGAGUCUCCAUUUACCGCUGAGAAGACGAGUGGGUCGACGGGUACUUUCGGGCAGAGCUCUACUCCUUUCGUGCUUGGAUCAACAUUCAAGCCUGAUGGUAGUGCUGCCAAUGAUCUUCCGAAGCCAGAUAAGCCUUCUGGAUUGUUUGGCUUCAGUGAGUCAAUGGAUGACAUGAUGUCUUCCAGCAACAAGACCAGCCCGCCAACUGAGGAGAUGGACGACAUGGAAGACGAGAGCGCCACUUCGCAGCAGAAAUCUGAGCCCAAGGAGGCUACGCCAUCGUUGUUUGGAGCACUCUCGGCGACCCCAACCUCCGCACCGAAAUCGUUGUUUGGCGCACCGUCCACAACUACAGAUUCUGCACCGAAGUCGUUGUUUGGCGCACCGUCCACAACUACAGAUUCUGCACCGAAGUCGUUGUUUGGCGCACCGUCGACGACUGCAGCUUCUGCACCGAAAUCGUUGUUUGGCGCACCGUCGACGACUACAGCUUCUGCACCGAAAUCGUUGUUUGGUGCACCUUCGACGACUACAAGUUCUGCACCCACAUCGACCUUUGGUUCUCAGAAGCCGGUCUCGAAUCCCUUCGGUCAACAAGCUAGCAAGCCUGGAUUCUCACUGUUCGGUAAUACAACUCCUGCCAAGUCGCCUUUAUCUUCCUUUUCUACACCCGCAGACACCCAGACUCCAUCGAAAAUGGAUGAUGCCCGGACGCCUAGUGCUACACCACAGGGCGCACCCCUACCGCCAGACCCUAUCAGCAAGGCAUCAUAUGGGCCCGGUGAUACGUCUGCCUCAUCGAACGUCUCCAAGAGCUCUGUCGAUGACGCGCCUCUACCACCCGAUUUCACCUCAAGCAAGCCCGCUGCUAAGGGACCUGCAGAAGACGCACCCUUACCGCCAGACUUCACGACUUUCAAGAAUGGAAAGAAGACAGACGAUGAAGAAGAGGCAGAACCCGAAGAGGCUCCAUUGCCUCCAGACUUCAGCAUCCCCAAGCCACGUAAAGAAUCCGAAGACGUUGCACCAGUCCCAGACGAAUCCGAUGGGGAUGAAUACGAAGGCGAGGAAGACGUAUCUGAAGAAGGCGAGAGCGAGGAAGGGGAAGAGUCGGAUUUUGCUGACAGUGGAGAGGAUAUCACCCACGAUAUCAGCCAGUCUGAGUCCAAUGAGCCAAGUCCUAAGGCAUUCCCUGGACCUUUCAAGCCCGGCGCGAAGCUCGCAGGCGGCCUGUUCUCCCCUGCUUCCAAGCCUGCCCCAGCACCGCAACCACAGCCUUCAAGGUCAUUGUUCGGUGAUAGGAGCAAUCCGACAUUCCCUGUACUCCAGAACCGAGAGCUUCCGAGGUCGCCCAGUCCAGUACGAGGGGCCGCGCCGAAGAGCCUCUUCAAGGGUGAUGGAAAGAAAACUUUCGGCGCUCCUCAAAGUCCGGGCAGCGCUCUCAUUGCAAGGAAAGCCUCUCUUUCUGAACACCAAAGACGCGAGAGCCAACUGAAGCCGAAGCCUUCCCUGAGGGAACCCUCGCAACAGGAGAUUCGCGCGAGACAGUUGGAGGAGGAAGCGCAGGCUCUUUCCGACGACGAUGAGGAUGAGAGACUCCGUGCGGAUCUUGCACUGCCUCUGGAACCUGUUCCUACCCUUGAUCCUUUCUUGCCUCACCAAGACUAUGCUGGCGAGACAAGUAAACCUGGUAUUCCUGGCCAAAUUGAACGACUGUACCGUGAUAUUAACUCUAUGGUGGACACCUUGGGCAUUAACGUUCGUUCGUUGUCUUCUUUCCUUCUCUACCAAAAGACGUCCAGAGAUCCUCAAUGGGUCGACACGCUCAAGGAGGACAAUGCCAGCGACAUUCUGGACAAAGAACUGGUUUUGUCUGAGAUUGAGAAGUUUGAUGACGCUGUCGUCAUGCUUGCUGCUUCUCUUGAACAGCAGCGCGUGCAGGGUGUGGAAGAGAAGCUUGAGAGUUGUCGGGAGCUUUUGAGUAAAGACAUUAUCACUCUUCGGGGUCAGUGUGCGAGCAUCCGCAAGACUCUUGAUGCUCACACCGACACGACCACAAUGCACUUCGCACCUCUUUCCGCGGAGCACGCCAACCUGCAGCAAGACCUGCGGUCGGCAUCCACCGAGAUCCAGGCGAAGCUAGCUGACCUAGAAUCUGCCGUGACUCUUCUCCGCGCCAAGAUUGCUGACGUUCCCCCUUCGGGUGGCUCUCGCCAUGUGACAAGACGCCCCACCGUUGAGGCUGUUACCACUACGAUCCAAAAGAUGAUGGAGAUGGCCGAGACUAAGCGCACCGAUAUCGAUGUCUUGGAGGCUCAGCUCAAGAGAUUGGGAAUCGACACAACCGCUCCGGCGGCCAGCCGGGAAGGGUCCCCAUUCGCGACGCCGAGGAAGAGCACCGGCCGAUUUCCCACUACGCCGGGAUCCCGUGGGUCAGUUGACGGGCCAUACCACACUCCCGACUCGGCUAGCCGAGCCAUCAACUUCCGAUCCAGCAUUAACGGGUCAGCCAGGGCUAGUCGGCUCCGCAAUGUGGAGGCAGUCCAGGACCUGGUCAGCUCAGAAGAAACGGCGCAAUGGAAGACCAAGGUGCAACGCCAACAGCAUAUUGUCGAGAGUCUGAGGAGCGCCAUUGGGGCGAAGAAGUCUCGAGUCCGGACGGUGAAUGAUUUGUAAAACUAGUGUUUAUGUUUUCCUUUCUUGUGUCUUAGGACAAUCUUGCUGAUGGCUACUUACUAUGAAAGUCAUGUCGACGAAAAACAGCGGGUCUUUUCUGGCGGGGUUUGUUUUUUCUUUUGUUUUGGUUUUCUGUUCUACACAGGCAGAUGUGAAUGUUAGGUAGCGCGUCCCAUCCGUCUCCACUGUACAUAGGUCUCGAUUGUAAUGC
This is a messenger RNA of Aspergillus aculeatus ATCC 16872, 5138 nucleotides long. RefSeq names its product FG-nucleoporin NUP159. Gene Ontology annotation, molecular function: structural constituent of nuclear pore; protein binding. Gene Ontology annotation, cellular component: nuclear pore. The record is from RefSeq and is a predicted model, not a curated record. The transcript is spliced from 3 exons. The coding region runs from base 287 to 4927 and encodes 1546 amino acids. NCBI's taxonomy places the organism in Eukaryota, Fungi, Ascomycota, Eurotiomycetes, Eurotiales, Aspergillaceae. Gene Ontology annotation, biological process: RNA export from nucleus; protein import into nucleus.